Helobdella robusta is the source of this 591-nucleotide messenger RNA. RefSeq lists its product as hypothetical. NCBI's taxonomy places the organism in Eukaryota, Metazoa, Annelida, Clitellata, Rhynchobdellida, Glossiphoniidae. The transcript is spliced from 3 exons. The record is from RefSeq and is a predicted model, not a curated record. Bases 1 to 591 code for a protein of 196 amino acids.
AUGACGUCACCGACGCAGACAUCAAAUUCCGGCGGAUUGGGAUCGUUGAGGCUGACAAGCAGUUUGGCGGCUGCUGUUUUGAGUGGUGUUGGUCAUCCUCCUCUGCCGGGAAUGUUCAAAUGGGACGCUGCAAAAUUUGAGGAGGAAAUUAAAAGAGAAAAAAGAAUACGCCGGAAACAGAAGGUCAUCGAGAAGGAGCAAGAGAAGGCCGACAAAAUAAAAUAUUCGAGAAUGAAAGACGUCUACAUUAACAGAACCGUCGACUUCAUCCGCAGCCAGAUCUACUACUACAACAACAGGAGCAAGAAGAUCAGCAAGCACCACGUCCUCAGUUACAACAUCAACAUGCAAAACAAUCUCAACUCAACACGCUUCGUCCAGUACCACAACGAUCAACUCAUUACGGAGAUCGAGAAUCUUUCUUAUGAUAUGCUUUUCAACAUUUUUUUGAACUUUCAAGAAAAUGUGACCGAAGCUGUAAAGUCAGGAGGGUGGGACGGGAAAGAUGAAACAACCAUAAAAAUAAGCCAAAACCUACUCUACCAACUGAACCGGCCAGUAUUAACAUAUGAACAAACAUCAAUUAUCUAA